Molecule: messenger RNA, 939 nt
Organism: Talpa occidentalis (Iberian mole)
Lineage: Eukaryota; Metazoa; Chordata; Mammalia; Eulipotyphla; Talpidae
Product: olfactory receptor 10AG1-like
Exons: 1
Coding region: 34-939 (301 amino acids)
Biological process (GO): G protein-coupled receptor signaling pathway
Cellular component (GO): membrane
Molecular function (GO): G protein-coupled receptor activity; olfactory receptor activity
Source: RefSeq, a predicted model, not a curated record
AUUAUAAACAGACACUCAAAUGUCACGACAAUUAUGGAAUUUUUUCUCUUGGGCUUUUCUGAUAUUCCUAAUGUCCGGUGGAUCCUUUUUGGGUUAUUUUUAGUCAUCUACUUAACUAUCCUGAUGUGCAAUAGCAUCAUCAUACUGAUAACAAGCAUUGACCCUGCUCUCCAGACCCCCAUGUAUUUUUUCCUCAGCAAUUUUUCCUUUCUAGAAAUCUGUUAUGUAACAGUCACUAUUCCAAGGAUGCUCAUGGACCUUUUGACCCAGAAAGGAACAAUUUCUUUCUUUGCCUGUGCUACACAAAUGUGUUUUGUCCUAAUGCUUGGAGGUGCAGAGUGCCUGCUCCUGGCUGUGAUGGCCUAUGACCGCUAUGUGGCCAUCUGUAACCCUCUGCACUACCCUCUGGUCAUGAACCACAAAGCCUGUGUCCAGCUGGUGAUAGUUGCCUGGACCAGUGCUGUUCCAGUUGUAAUUGGGCAAACUUGCCAGAUCUUCUCUCUGCCAUUUUGUGGAUCCAGCACAAUUAAUCAUUUCUUCUGUGAUAUCCCCCCAAUACUCAAGCUUGCUUGUGGGGACACAUUUGUGAAUGAGCUAGCAGUCUAUGUAGUUGCAGUGGUAUUUAUCAUGGUUCCAUUUCUGUUGAUUGUUGUGUCCUAUGGCAAAAUUAUCUCCAACGUUCUGAAGUUGUCAUCAUCCAGUGGGAGGGCUAAAGCCUUCUCCACCUGUUCUUCUCAUCUGACUGUCGUAGUCCUAUUCUACGGAACAGCCACUAUCACUUAUUUACAACCCAAACCAAAUCAAUCUGAAGGAACUGGAAAACUCAUCUCUCUUUUUUAUACAGUUUUGAUCCCAACAUUGAAUCCCAUCAUAUAUACUCUGAGGAACAAAGAUAUCAUGUUGGCACUAAGAAAACUUUUAGCUAAGAUAUUAACAUGA